Molecule: messenger RNA, 924 nt
Organism: Monopterus albus (swamp eel)
Lineage: Eukaryota; Metazoa; Chordata; Actinopteri; Synbranchiformes; Synbranchidae
Product: olfactory receptor 6K3-like
Exons: 1
Biological process (GO): detection of chemical stimulus involved in sensory perception of smell; G protein-coupled receptor signaling pathway
Cellular component (GO): membrane
Molecular function (GO): G protein-coupled receptor activity; odorant binding; olfactory receptor activity
Source: RefSeq, a predicted model, not a curated record
AUGAAGAGCAACAUCAGCCUGACUCCCUCCUAUUUCCAGUUCACUGUGUUUGCAGACUAUGGGCCCCUCAGAUAUCUUUUCUUCAGCCUCUCUCUGUUGAUCUACAUGACUAUAAUCUCUGCUAAUCUUGUCAUUGUUCUGUCAGUCUGCCUGGAGACCUCUCUGCAUCAGCCCAUGUAUGUUUUCAUCUGCUCUCUGUGUUUAAACUCUCUGUACGGCUCGACCGGCUUCUUCCCCAGGUUCCUGAUGGACCUUCUGUCCGACACUCAUUUCAUCUCACGUCCGCUUUGUUUCAUUGAGAUGUAUGUUAUUCAGACUUACAAAAUUCAUGAGGUAUCUGUCCUCACUGUUAUGGCCUAUGACAGGUUUGUUGCCAUUUGCCAGCCUUUACACUAUCACGGUAAAAUGACAUUUAGGACAGUGCUGCUGCUUUUGUUCCUUGCUGUGCUGUACACUAUGUGUCUUUUAGGCUACUUUUUCUAUCAGGCCAUCACUUUGCCUUUGUGUGGAAACAAACUGCACAAGAUCUUUUGCACCAGCUGGUCUAUAGUUAAGCUCUCAUGUGAGGACACAAGUGUGAUCAGUGUAGCAGGUCAGUUUGUUGCUGUGAUAUCGAUCUUCAUCCCUCUGUUUUUUGUCCUGUAUACGUACCUGUGCAUUAUACUUGUCUGCCGGAGAAGUUCAUCUGAAUUCAGAGGAAAGGCUUUACAGACCUUCUUGCCCCACAUAGUGACCUUUGUGAACUUUUGCAUCUCGAUUUUCUCUGAGAUUUCACUGAGUCUUUAUAAUAUUGAGGGAGUCAAGCCAUUUGUAAUUGUUUUUUUAUCUCUGGAGUUUCUGAUCAUUCCUCCCAUCAUGAACCCUCUAAUUUAUGGCCUGAACCUGCCUCAGAUCAGAACAGUGAUUUUUGGAUUUUUAAGGAUA